Aspergillus ochraceoroseus IBT 24754 is the source of this 2163-nucleotide messenger RNA. It is a transcript of the gene gem1, whose product is annotated as ERMES complex Ca(2+)-binding regulatory GTPase GEM1. Gene Ontology annotation, biological process: signal transduction; mitochondrion organization. Lineage: Eukaryota; Fungi; Ascomycota; Eurotiomycetes; Eurotiales; Aspergillaceae. The record is from RefSeq and is a predicted model, not a curated record. The transcript is spliced from 2 exons. The coding region runs from base 116 to 2035 and encodes 639 amino acids. Gene Ontology annotation, molecular function: GTPase activity; GDP binding; calcium ion binding. Gene Ontology annotation, cellular component: mitochondrial outer membrane; plasma membrane.
UCCGGUUCCCAUUGUCUGUCUGUAUUUGCUGUGAAUGUUUGUGGGGUUAUAUUUUUUUUUGGCAAUGAUUUGAAGAAGCUGAGGCUCUUUAUGACUGCCUCAUCCAAUAAUUGAAAUGGCUACAGUCCGAAUCUGCGUAUGUGGCGAUGAGGGCACUGGAAAGUCGAGCCUCAUCACCUCGCUUGUGAAGGGUGUUUUUGUCACGAACAAGAUUCAACCUAUCCUUCCACAAAUUACCAUUCCUCCUACGAUCGGAACCCCCGAGAAUGUCACGACGACGACAGUGGUCGACACUUCCGCUCUCCCGCAGGAACGGACCAAUCUGGCCAGAGAGAUCCGAAAGUCGAAUGUAAUUCUGCUGGUAUAUUCUGAUCACUAUAGCUAUGAGAGGGUGGCGCUUUUCUGGCUGCCAUAUUUCCGGUCCCUGGGUGUCAACGUCCCCGUCGUGCUCUGUGCCAACAAGUCCGAUCUCGCGGCAGACCAUACUGAAACGCAGGUCAUUGAGGAAGAGAUGUUACCAUUGAUGUCGGAGUUCAAGGAGAUUGAUUCGUGUAUUCGCGCGAGCGCUCGCGAGCAUCGCAAUGUCAACGAAGCAUUUUUCCUCUGCCAAAAAGCGGUUACCCAUCCCAUCGCCCCGUUGUUCGAUGCCAAGGAGUCCUCCUUGAAGCCGGCAGCGGUCGCAGCAUUGCAGCGCAUUUUCUACCUCAGCGACAAGGAUCGUGAUGGCUACCUCUCGGACAAGGAGAUCAAGGAGUUCCAGAUGAGAUGCUUUGAGAAACCCUUGAGCGAAGAGGACCUGGUUCAUAUCAAAGAGACGAUUCUGAAGACGUACCCGAAUUCCGUGACGCCGUCAGGCAUUGACUGCCGUGGGUUCAUCCAUCUGAAUAAAAUGUAUGCUGAGAAAGGACGUCAUGAAACGGUUUGGAUUAUCCUUCGCGCAUUUCAAUAUACGGACAGCCUUUCGCUACAGGAAAGCUAUCUCCACCCGAGGUUCGAGGUCCCACCUUUCGCAUCGGCCGAACUGUCUCCUGAGGGCUAUCGGUUCUUUGUCAAUCUUUUCCUCCUCUCCGACAAGGAUAACGACGGCGGGUUGAACGAUACUGAAUUGGCAUCUCUAUUUGCUCCUACUCCGGGGUUGCCGGCAUCCUGGGCGGACGGGUCGUUCCCGUCAUCAACCGUCCGAAACGAGGCUGGUCACGUUACCCUUCAGGGCUGGCUAGCACAAUGGAGUAUGACCACAUUUACGUCCCCCAAAACGACCCUAGAAUAUCUGGCAUAUUUAGGAUUUGAGUCGUCAGACCGCAGCAAUCCCUCUACAACGGCUGCACUCAAAGUCACUCGCCCCCGAAAGCGUAGAAAGCGCCCUGGGCGGGUGGGUCGCAACGUGGUCCUGGCUCACGUUCUGGGGUCUCCUGGUUCGGGCAAGUCGGCUCUGCUUAACGCUUUCUUGUCUCGCGGGUUCAGUACAACGUACCACCCUACCAUCCAACCCCGAACUGCAGUGAAUACCGUCGAACUGCCAGGGGGUAAGCAGUGCUACCUCAUCAUGGACGAGCUCGGAGAGUUGGAACCUGCGAUUCUAGAAAACCAAGUGAAACUCUUAGACCAGUGCGAUGUGAUUGUAUAUACGUACGAUUCAUCCGACCCCGACUCCUUUGCAUAUAUUCCCACACUCCGAGCCAAGUACCCACACCUGGAAGAGCUCCCGAGUGUUUUUAUUGCACUGAAGGCCGACUUGGAUCGGACUACUCAACGGGCGGAAUACCAGCCCCAUGAAUACACCGCCAUGCUCAAUAUGUCCGGACCUCCCCUUCACGUGAGCGUUACCUGGAAUUCGAUCCAGGAGGUGUUUGUUCACAUUGCAGAAGCAGCUAUGGAACCUAGCAUCGCAUUUCCCCGGAGUGAAGAGGACGUCGAAGGCAAAUGGAUGUCAUGGGGAAUCGCACUGGGAGCGGUGGUCUGCGCGGGAGCUGCUGCGGUGAUGAUCUGGCGGAGAGUUAGUGGCAGUGGUAGUGGUAGUGGUAGUGGGGUUUGACGAAACGAUACCCAAGACGCUUAUAUCUGGAUUUUUUUUACUAUCCAUCAAUCCGUAGAGGUAGUGUAGAGUAACUUAAUUAGGUACAACUAUACUCCUUAUUGUGCCUUUAAUAUAGCCAAUGUUCU